This is a messenger RNA of Adineta steineri, 885 nucleotides long. The record is from the annotation of a GenBank genome assembly. NCBI's taxonomy places the organism in Eukaryota, Metazoa, Rotifera, Eurotatoria, Adinetida, Adinetidae.
AUGCAUAGCCAUCGAAUAUUACUUUCAUCUUAUAUUGGUAGAAAAUUUUAUACAAUAACUUCUACUCUUCGAUAUUCUUCAUCGUCAAAUACAACGGUUAAUAUUAGCCAUGUUGAUGAUACACCAUCAGUUCGUCUAAUUGGAAUAAAUCGUCCAACGAAACGAAAUUGUGUUAACCAUUCAACAGCACUUCAACUUUUAUCAGCUUUUAAAAAUUUUGAAAAUGAUGAUACAGCUCGUAUAGCUAUUUUAUAUGGUGAAGGUGGUUCUGCAUUUUGUGCUGGUUAUGAUUUAAGCGAAGUUGCAUCAUCAAAAAUUUCUGUACCCAUGGAUUAUAAUAAAAAUGAACCUGGACCUAUGGGACCAAGUCGUAUGAGCUUGAAAAAACCAUUAAUAGCUGCUAUUGCUGGACCAUGUGUUGCUGGUGGUCUAGAAUUAUCUCUUCUAGCAGAUAUGCGUGUCGGUGAACAAUCAUCAAAAUAUGGUGUCUUAUGUCGUCGUUUUGGUGUUCCACUUAUUGAUGGUGGUACUGUUCGUUUACCACGUCUUAUUGGUCUUUCACGAGCACUUGAUUUAAUUUUAACUGGUCGAACAGUACAUGCACAAGAAGCAUUUAAUAUUGGAUUAAUUAAUCGUCUUGUACCUGAUGGUCAAUGUUUAUCUGAAGCUAUUCAACUUGCAAAAGAUAUACUUCGAUUUCCUUAUGAAUGUAUGAACACUGAUCGACUUUCAGCACAUUUUUCUGUUUCAAAUACAGUUGAUGAUAGUCUUGAACAUGAAUAUCUAUAUGGAAGACAAUUAAUUGAACGUGAAUCAAUUCCAGGUGCAAAACAUUUUAUUGAACAGAAACAAGGACGAGGAGGAAAAUAUGAUGAUGUUAAAUGA